AUCCUGUGCCUCUUCAGUAGUUAGUGUGUCUCUGUUUGUGCACCGCUGCCGUUAGGAGACAGGAUCUGUGCUUUUAUAUUUGUAUCAAAUUUACAGUUUUACCACACUAAAGACGUUGGGGGAGUGACUGCACAUACAGUAGUUAGAAAAUGAUGGAGGAGGCUAGAGAGGGGUCACUUAGUGUGAGUGCCCAAACUAUCCGGGUCACUGAGGCCGUGAGAGACGGGGAUGCACUGACCUUCAUAGUCAUAUCCCAGAAGUUGUCAGGCAGUGGGGAAUACCAUGUGGCUAGGACUCAUGAGGACUUUCAGUGGUUGCAGCAGUGUCUGUUCUCUCAGGAGGUGGUGCCUGGGAUACUGGGUGUCAUUUUUCCUCCUCUACCAGCCAAGCCUCAGUUGAAUGCACCAGCCAAAGUUCUGAAACAACUUGGUUUCUUGGCCAUGGGGGAGGACUGGCGUAUGUACUGCAUGGCACUGGAGACCUAUCUCCAGCAGGUGGCAGCACACACCACGCUCAGCAAGAACAAAUGCCUGGAGAACUUCCUCACUAGCUCAGAGCCCCCAGGUCGUCAGAGGGCGAGGAAGGGUAUCUUCAAUCGCCUGAGCCAGGCCAUGGAAGGGAUGAGGAAGGAGGGACACAAGGAUGUGGAUGACUUUUUUCAGACUGAGCGUGAUAACAACUUAACCCUCACUGGGUGCUCCAAAUCAGCAACAGAGAGGUUCAUUGAUGUGGUGCUGACAGAACAAAAACUAGCAGUGGCUUGUGGACACUUCUCAACCGCUCUGCAUCUCUGUGUGGAGCAGGAAGAAGACUCUGCUGUCCUGGCCUUCUCAAAGAUAUGUGUCAAGCUGUCUGAGGUCAUAGAUUCAAUCAAGAGAAACUUUGAGAGUGUUGCUGAGAACAACUUGAGCACUCUGGGGCUGGGGCUGGAUCUGGAGUCUCGUUGCCAGGAGGCAGAGAAGGAGAUGCUGUACAGGAGGACCUGUAAGCUUGUGGAGCUAGAAACAGCCAGCAGGAAUGCAGAGCGAGCCAAGCCUGUAAAGAAAGCUGCUAUGGACGAAUUGAAGGUGGCAGCUGAGAAGGAAUUUGAUCAUGUAUCUGGAGUGGCUAAACAGGAGAUAGCAAGGUUCCACAGUACUCAUGUGGAGUUGUUACGCCAGGCUCUGAUUCUGUGGUGUGAGAAGCAGCUUGAAACAGCCAGGGACACCUCCUUCCGCUACAGCCAGCACUUGCAGGCCUUCAAAGGGCUGGGGGAGUGACCACCACCAGCCAGACACCCCUCUGACCCACCUGAACACAGUUUGACUGUCUGAGCACCUCACAUUAAAUAUGUACAUGCAUUGUCUAUGUAUGCGUCAAACCCUGCUUCCCUUAAACGUGUAAAUGUAGGGAAAUCAGCAUAAUCCUUAUAGCAAUAAUAACCCAAUAGCUUUGUCUCUCUCUCACACAGUCACAUACUGUGCCCUCUGUCCAAACCCCCUCCCCCUUCUCCUUAGCAGAGAGGGAGUUGGAUUGUCUCUGUCAGUGUUGUGCAAUGGUGCAGACAUUGAGGAGAGGAGAGAGUUCUGUGCAGAUCUCUAGCCAUCGCCACAUCAGUAGUAAGGGUCACACAAUAUAAAGCAUGAUGAACUGAUUGCCCAACUCUCUGGCUGCCUGUGUGUGUUUCUCACUCCAGGGUCAUUAAUCAGUGUGUUAGACUUCUCCCAAGGACACUCCCACUCUCUCUGUAUUCUGACUCUGGGACUGUUCCAUCUGCUCUUCCCUCUGUUUGGUUUAUAUGCUGAUUCAAUGACUGUUCUUUCUUCUGGUGCUUCCUCAACUAAUUGUGGCUGGGCCCUAAGACAAUCCUUCUAUUACUGCAUGUGAGUGUUCUCUAAAUCAAAUCAAAUUUAUUUAUAUAGCCCUUCGUACAUCAGCUGAUAUCUCAAAGUGCUGUACAGAAACCCAGCCUAAAACCCCAAACAGCAAGCAAUGCAGGUGUAGAAGCACGGUGGCUAGGAAAAACUCCCUAGAAAGGCCAAAACCUAGGAAGAAACCUAGAGCGGAACCAGGCUAUGUGGGGUGGCCAGUCCUCUUCUGGCUGUGCCGUGUGGAGAUUAUAACAGAACAUGGCUGUCCAAUUCAAAAAGACCACUAACCCUACCCAUUGGCACAUGUUUGGAUGUGUUAUGUAUAAGCAAUAUGGUAAUAGUUAUGGUAGGCUGGUAUUGCUUAAACUUCUUCAACCUCCCAAAUCUCCAUAAGUGGUUGGGGGUCAAUUCUGGGAUUGGUCGAUCCUAUAACUGAUCUUUGUGCUGUUCUCUCCCCUGCCUCUCCACUGUGGCUGAUCCCUAACUCUUCACUCUAUGCUGCGCCCUGUGUUGACUGUUGGCCAUAUCUAUGAGGAUGCGGCUGUGUCUUUGAGCUUGUUUGUCUUGGUCUGUAAUCUCUGAGUCGUGGGGAGGAGUAAAUCCCAUCCCAGUAAUCAGGGAGAAAGGAGAACAGGAUGUGGUAAUCUGACAGUGAAGGAGUGUUUGGACACAGCAGAGAUGGUCUUGACAUCAUACUGUAUUCACCCUGUUCUGGAGUCAAGAUAACCCAGCCGUAAAGCCCACUGCUGCUCUCAACUGCAUUGCAAUUCACCUAUCCCAUUUCAAAUACCUGUAUAUCCAUUUGACUUGCUUGUAAAUCUGCAUGCUCUGAUUUGGUGCAUGCAUUCAAGAUAGUCCCAAUCAGACAUGCUAUUGCAUUUAUCAGGAGUUGGCUGUAUGUUCUAACUAUGCAUGCAUUCUAUUGGCAUGUUUCCUCACUCUCCCUCUUCCUGUUUACUGCAUGUGAUUAACUAUCAAGGCAAUUACAUGCAAUCCCCUGUUAGCCACUGGCAUAUGUUUCCCUCCGUAAUCUAUACAGAGGUCACUGCAUCAUUGUGCUCGACAUGUGGAAUCAAUUCAAUCAGUCUGGAAUAUAUUCUGUGCCUGAUGCUGUGAGCACAAUUUAAUACAGAGCUCUGUUCAUUUUGUAAAUCUUACCAAUAAUAAAAUUAUGCUCAGAAAAUCAUAAUGUGAGAAUUCUGAGGUAUUUAAUAAACCAAUGCAUUUAACAAUUGAUUUGACAUCAGAAUUUUGAUUUCAGUUACAACAGUUUUGUGUGUGGUUUUUUUGUGAUGCUUUUUAAGUGCUCUUAUCCCCAUGGCUUUGGUGCCAGUACCAAAUCAAUUGAAUCAAUAGCUUAACAGGUUUUAUAAGAGACUGUAGUGCUCUUGUAGCUUAGUGUUAGCACACAUUGGCUGUCAUUGAUUAGUUUUUUAUAUGUAAGUACUUUAUCAUUCCUGCACUAAACAUAUAACAUGAUUCAAACACCUCUGGAUGUAGUCGAAGAUGCAUAACACUGCUGAAUACAACAAUUCUGAUUCUAAUGAAAUGCACAAUAAAGAUUUGUGAAGGUAUAAGGGUU
Molecule: messenger RNA, 3432 nt
Organism: Oncorhynchus kisutch (coho salmon)
Lineage: Eukaryota; Metazoa; Chordata; Actinopteri; Salmoniformes; Salmonidae
Product: sorting nexin-6
Exons: 14
Coding region: 150-1259 (369 amino acids)
Molecular function (GO): phosphatidylinositol binding
Source: RefSeq, a predicted model, not a curated record